Molecule: messenger RNA, 1539 nt
Organism: Yamadazyma tenuis ATCC 10573
Lineage: Eukaryota; Fungi; Ascomycota; Pichiomycetes; Serinales; Debaryomycetaceae
Source: RefSeq, a predicted model, not a curated record
CUCCAAAAUAAUUGGAAUAAUCAAAUCAGCAUAAAUUCAUUUAUAAUAUUCGCCAUCGAUUAAUCAUGAAUAGUAAGGAAAGUCCCGAGAUCAAAGAUGCCGAGAACAAUGACGUAAAGCCAAUUGAUUCUAAUACUUCCGCUUCUAAAGUCGUGGUGAAUGAAAAGGAGAAGAAAAAACAAGCAUUUGUUACAAGAUCGAUAUGGACUUUUGUUAUGUUACUUUUCUUUCUUGCAAUAAUAUCUUCGGGCCACUUGACCUUGAUUGCCUUUGUGGUGUUGUUCCAGGUGUUGACCUUCAAGGAAAUCAUCAGAUUGGUGGCUGAACCUGCAAGAGAUAAGAACAUCCCAUUGAACAAAUUUGUCAAUUGGUACUUUCUCUUUUCCACCAUUUAUUAUUUAGAUGGUAAAACCUUGUUUGAGUUCUUUCAUGACUUGAUCUUCCAAAACAAGUUGAUGAUCAUCUUAUCCACAAAUCAUAAAAUUAUCAGUUACUUUUUGUAUGUGUUUGGUUUCAUGAUCUUUAUCUUAAACUUGAAGAAAGGCUACUAUAAGUUUCAAUUUGGUUCAUUAUGCAUCACACAUAUGACUUUAUUGAUCGUGGUGUUUCAAAGUCAUUUGAUCAUCAAUAACAUUUUGAAUGGAAUCAUUUGGUUUGUGUUACCUUGUACUUUGGUCAUUGUUAAUGAUAUUUUUGCUUACUUGUGCGGUAUAACUUUUGGCAGAACUCAAUUGAUUGCAAUAUCUCCAAAGAAGACCGUCGAAGGCUUCGUUGGUGCCUGGUUCUGUACGGUUGUUGCUUCGGUAGGCGCUUCCUUCAUCUUGUCGAGAUCUAACUACUUGAUUUGUCCUGCUACAAACUUGAAUACAAACGUUUACAACUUCCCUAGUUGUGAACCAAACUCCGUCUUCAUCGAGCAAAUUGUCCAUUUGCCAGGGAAUUUAAAGCAGUUCUUCAACAUUGACUACAUUAUUGUUAAACCCAUCUAUUAUCAUUCUGUGUUCUUGGCAACUUUUGCUUCCUUAUUCGCACCCUUUGGAGGUUUCUUUGCUUCGGGUCUUAAGAGAGCUUUUGGUAUCAAAGAUUUUGGCGACACCAUUCCUGGCCAUGGGGGUAUCACCGAUAGGAUUGACUGUCAAUUUUUGAUGGGUUCAUUUUCCUAUUUAUACUACCAGACAUUCAUUUCGUCGUAUAACAUCAACUUGACCAAUAUUAUACAGGCAGCCAUCAUCAACUUGUCCAUUGAUGAACUAUUCCAAGUAAUCAAGUCCUUAUUAAAGUUCUUAUACAACUCGGGUAUACUUGCUGAGAACGACUUCAACAUCAUUUUGAGUAUUUUGGACAAAUACUAGAAGCACUAUCCAUUGUCGACACCAUAUCAAACGCUCCAUAUUAUUCAACCAUUUGUGUAGUACAUAAUCAAAUUCGUUAUUAUGAUAAAAUAUUACCAGUACGUUUCAAGUAGAGUAUUACCGCUGGUAACUUAUACUUGUUUAAGGGGUCAGGCUCUAGUGUACAUGGCAAGGCAAUUCCCAGCUA